Plasmopara halstedii is the source of this 264-nucleotide messenger RNA. RefSeq lists its product as uncharacterized. Gene Ontology annotation, cellular component: U2 snRNP; precatalytic spliceosome. The transcript is spliced from 3 exons. Gene Ontology annotation, biological process: mRNA splicing, via spliceosome. Bases 1 to 264 code for a protein of 87 amino acids. NCBI's taxonomy places the organism in Eukaryota, Oomycota, Peronosporomycetes, Peronosporales, Peronosporaceae. The record is from RefSeq and is a predicted model, not a curated record.
AUGGCAGCAGACCGUUUUAACAUCAAUCGGCAGUGGGAGCAUCUACAGGCCAAAUACGUGGGUACAGGCCACGCUGAUACGACCAAAUUUGAAUGGGCAGUAAACCAACAUCGCGACACAUUAGCAUCACACUUGGGUCACUCGGACAUGCUUGCGUACUUUGCCGUAGCUGAGAAUGAGUCAAUGGGUCGCGUGCGGUAUAAUAUGCUGGAAAAGAUGCUACAACCUUGUGGCCCUCCACCUCAAAAAGAAGACGAACAGUGA